Belonocnema kinseyi is the source of this 4201-nucleotide messenger RNA. RefSeq lists its product as uncharacterized. NCBI's taxonomy places the organism in Eukaryota, Metazoa, Arthropoda, Insecta, Hymenoptera, Cynipidae. The coding region runs from base 175 to 3408 and encodes 1077 amino acids. The transcript is spliced from 5 exons. The record is from RefSeq and is a predicted model, not a curated record.
AUGGGAUAUGGUGUUGGUGCUUGGUGGCGCUGACGCUGGGCUGGAGAAUGGAAUGAACGAUCAUGGAAUGAACAUCGACGAUGUGAAUAGAUGGGAAUGCAUCAUAAAAUGACUGUAAUGUGACGUUUGUAGUAAAAUCGUACAAGUUUAUGGGACUUCCGAAAAUAUGAUUUGAUGACACAAUUCGAAAUGGAUUUCACAGUAAAAGAUGAGUUUCCAUCACAAUCGUCUUCCUCUUCAUUUGAUCUUGUACAAGACAUCAAAGAGGAAAAAUUGGAAGAAGCAUACUUUAUUAUUAAAAGUGAAUAUGAAGAAGGAGAUUUUGACUUUGCCGAAGAUGCAGCCUCAGAAUACAGGCUUGAUUCAUUACAACCUUUAGAUCAGGAGUCGAAAGUCCUGCCGUUAAACUGUAAUAACGAGAAAAUUAUAUUCGACAGUAUUAAAUUAGAAGAUGAUCAAGAAGUUGAGUUCAUGGAAGUCGACUGUUCUGCGACUCAAUCCAAGCCCAAUGAUUCUUUGGUUGGUUUUCCUAAAUCACUACAAAAAGGAACAAAAAAAGAAGCUCCUUCAUUGUGUCAAGAUCCUCUAAAAAACACGGAUAAUAUAAGGAUCACACUCAGUAAUUCUACGCCUCCAACUAUCUGGACACCUGUACUCAAAUGUCCCAAAAAAUGCCACUUGCGCAUAAAAGAAAAAGAACAAAAACAAGCUUUUGUAUCUUAUUGGCAAAAGUCAACGGUAAAGUCCAGGUUUGAUUUCUUAUAUAAUAUGACAGAACUGGCAGAAAGGUCCAACUCUGGAAACAUAUAUGAUGCAAGCUUCUACCUAAACACGGAAAAAGGUCGUCGACAAAUGUGUAGACAUUGUUUCAGUCAUAUCUUGGGUGAACAACAGGAAUCCCUCAAAGUAGUUUUAAACGACAAAUUACUUGAAAUGGAGCGACUUGAAGAGAAGACAGAAAAAAGUAUUGAAUCAAAAAAUAAAAAAAAAACUGAUCAUGUAACCUCCCAAGUUGAUGUUGAUAAUGAUUGCGCAAUAGAAUCAAUUUUAAAAUCAUCAAAACAAGAGGAAAAAAAUACAGUUUCUAUUUGGAAGCCUCUAGAUUAUUGUCAACAUAAAUGUCACUUGAAAUUAACAGACGACGAACAAAAACUUAUUUUUUAUUCUUACCGGCAGGAAUGUAGUGAUUUCAUUUCAAAAUUUAAUUUUCUGAGUGAGCUUAUAAGAUUGGUACCGACAUACAAAAGUACUUCUAAUGAUUCAGAAGAAGAAUACUCGCCUAGGUUUUAUUUUAAAAUCAACGAAGGUUAUCAGAGAGUUUGCGAAGGCUGCUUUCAGCAUAUCCUGGGCGAGGAUUCGAGUUGUAUCAAAGCUGUUUUACAGAAUAAAAUACUCAGUAUUAUUCAAUUCAAGGAAGAAAAAUUGCAAGAAAAGAAGAACCAAAUGCCUGAAACUAGUACUAGGAUUGAUUUGCCAUUUGAUACAAAAGUAAGAUUCUGGACACGAAUUCCUAAAUGUCCAAAGGAAUGUUACUUAAAGAUUACUGAAGACGAUCAAGAACGUAUUUUUGCCUUAUACUGGGAUGAUUCAACGUUAAAAUCCAGAUACAAAUUUCUGAAUGACAGGAUACAUAUUGCGCGUGGAGAAAAUAAUUCUAAAUUAAUUAUUAAUUUCUUUCUUGAUACAAUGACUGGCCGUGUAACAGUUUGUAGACUAUGUUUCCAGACUGUUCUUGCAGAAAAGCAUAUAAUGAUCAGAAGGAUACUAGACGCUAAAUUAAUGGAACUUGAAAGUCAUCGAGAUGUAGCAGAGUUUUUCCCAGCGAGUUCUGUAGUCGAUAAAACUAGAGUAGUAGAAGCACACAUAAUGAAAUUUCCACUAAUAAGCAAAAUUCACAAUGUCACCGAGGAUGGUUCCAGUAAAUAUCUACCGUUCGGGUUGACAAUUGAGAUAAUGUACAAUCUUUAUAGAAAGGAGAUUUCCAAUCCUGUUGAUAUCGAUGCGUACAUAGAGGUCUUGACAAAAAUGAAUCUGAAAUUUCAAUCCACGCAUCAGGUCGAUUGUGAACAGUGCGCAACAGCUGAGGAGCGGAUUAGUGCGGCAAGUGAUGUUUAUGUUCAAAGCAAAAUGCGAAGUCUUCAUGAUGUCCACGUUAAUCAGGCCAUAGAGUCUUACACCUGCUAUCUUCAAGAUGAAGGGUCGGCAAACUCAUUCAAUUCGGUCCUGGUUUGUUCGUUCACUCUUCAUCACAGUUUACCAACUCCGCUUGUCGACGAGCCGACUUCUUACUACACACAACCACUUUGGACUUACGGUUUAACAAUUCAGGCGCAAUCAAAAAAUCGCUCGACAUGUAAACUCAAGACCUACAUGUGGGAUCAGACUCAGGGGCGAAAAACCGGCAAUGAAAUCGCAUCUUGUUUAUAUCAAUAUUUACAAAAUUUACCUCCUAGAAUCAAAUCAGUAAUCAUAUAUUCUACUUCCUGCCAUGGAGAGAGUCGACGCAAAAACCUUUCCAGGAUGUUUUUGCAUUUACUUGCGAAUCACAAAACUCUACUGGCCGUGAACCAUAAGUUCUUCGUGGACAAACAUUCCCCAAUUGAACAAAGUUUAACUAAUGAUUGGCUAGAAACGAUGAAAAAUCAUAUUGGUAGCAUCGAAGAGCCAUCAGAUUGGUAUGAUGCGUUUGCUGUAGAGGGUGAUGAGCCAGAUUAUCAACGCGAAGUUCUUGUUAUGAAGGCAAAGAAUUUUUACGAUUUUGAGUUCAGCGAGGCUCUGGCGACACAUAGUGUUAAGAAAGAUGAACCUUUAAUAUUGGAGAAUGUUAGAUGGUUGCGAUAUACAAAAGAAGGAGUUUAUUGCAAGUAUAGUUGGUCAAAAACUGAUCCAUUUUGUAUAAUGAAAUUCGAGGUUCAUAGUCUUGGCAGAAGAAAACUGAAACAGCUUGAAGUUGUUCCUAUGACUGAGAAAAAGAAGAAGAAUCUUUUGAAUCUUUUGCCUUUCCUGAGCCCUGGUGUACGCAGUUUCUACAAAGGUUUACCAGCUGUUGAGAAUGGCCAUUCUUCUUAUUUGAAUCUGAAAGACUGCAGUUCUCGAAGGAAGGAUAGAGAAAGGUCUUGGAAGAGACCCUUCGCAAAUAUCGAUACGCAAGAAAACAAUGAUGAACUUUCAGAAGAUAGUACUGUUGAAGAGGAAUUGGAUUUGAGAAUCAGUGGCCCGGAAGUGGACAUUAUAGAUCUCGAGGAACCACCCAAAAAGUCAUUCAAAAAAGUGCAUAAUAAAACUCAUUUUAAUCACCUGCAAGGCAUGGUUAAGGAAGAAAAGUCUGAGGAAAAUCAUGAAGAAGUGAAUUCGAAAUAUUCUGGCAUAAAAACAUACCAUAAAUCAAAAGAUUUAAAAACUGUAUAAUUUUCAUGGAAAAAGGAAUAGGGGAUUGAUUAUAAGUUACAAGGGGGACAGUUUGUAAAUAGUAGUUGAUACUAGGAACUUGUGAGUUUAAAUAUAUGUUUUGUUUAAAAAGUGUGGCUAAUACUACACCCUGGAAUAUACAGUACCGGAAAUUUAAUAAAAAAAUAUUACAAAAAAACGUCAAAUCUCGAUGUUCAAGAAAAAUUUGCUCAACUUUGGAAAUAAUUAUCAUUUUUUAAAAUUCUUUGGCGCAUUUUGGUGGCAAAUUUCCAUAUUAUUUUUCUAAAUUCUUUAAAUAUUUUCAAAACUCUUUCCUCACAUAAGGAUUUUAAAUAAUCAAAACAAUAUUUUUAGUAUUAUUACUAAACUUUAGUAGAAUAUAAUAAAUAGUUAUUUUUAAAGAAUUGUAAUUAUUUACACAUUCCUGAAAUUUGGAUGCUUUUGCACCAAAAUUCGACCCUAGGGAAGGAUCUAGAAAAAAAUUCGAAAACUAUCUUAAAAAUUUGGAAGAAUACUAUAGACUUGUCUUUAAAAUGCGCUCAAUAAUUUCAAAAUUACCCUGAAUUAUUUUCAGAGUUGUUUCAAUUUUUCGAAAACAUCGAAAUUUGACGUUUUGACAUUUGACAUUUUGCCUUCGAAUAUUCAGACUAUUUGGCUUAUUUGAGGAAAAUUUGUAAUGGCAAUAUUAUAACAAUUAAGGCACAUCAGUAACAGGUGUAAAAAUAGGCAUGCAGAUUAUUUUCGCUCAUUGUGUAGUUCUUAUAUUUUUUAGAAUAAAAAGUUUCGAAAUUUU